Messenger RNA from Biomphalaria glabrata, 1189 nucleotides. Its product is annotated as prostaglandin reductase 1-like. Bases 116 to 1138 code for a protein of 340 amino acids. Gene Ontology annotation, molecular function: 15-oxoprostaglandin 13-reductase [NAD(P)+] activity. NCBI's taxonomy places the organism in Eukaryota, Metazoa, Mollusca, Gastropoda, Planorbidae. The record is from RefSeq and is a predicted model, not a curated record. Gene Ontology annotation, biological process: prostaglandin metabolic process. The transcript has 10 exons.
UUUGUUUAUUGGCAGCUUGGUUGUUGAAUGUGUAGUUUUCCCAUAGAUAUAAAAUAUACUUUGAAAGUGAAAACUCUUCUGGUUAACUUUGUUGGCUUUGUUUCAAGUAACAUGGAUGAUGGACAGUCAGAAAGGAACAAGCCAAACUUGGAUCAAAUGUAGAAACUUUUUCGGUACACCAAAAAGAAAAGAUUUUAAAAAUGUGUGCCAAGACUUACCGGACAUUCAAAAGGGAGAAAUCCUGGUUGAAGCUCUUUGUUGGACAGUUGACAACUAUAUGACAGCAUUCAAUGUUCCUGAAGGCUCCAUCAUGAUUGGCGAACAGGUAGCAAGUGUCAUAGAAACACUGCACGAGGAUUAUCCACUAAGAAUGCUCGUUAUAUGUGAUGUCGGCUGGAGAACUCGAACAAUUAUAAAUCCUGACAAGCAAUUGGUGCGUCGACUUGCAGAUAUUGGAAGUUUGCCAGCGUCGCUGUAUCUAGGAACUCUGGGGUUACCAGGCUUGUGUGCAUAUUUCACCACCUGCGAAGUUUUCCAGGUUAAAGCUGGAGAUGUUCUUGUGAUCAAUGCUGCCUCAAGUCCAAUUUCUAAUGUCGUUGGACAAAUAGCGAAAAUAAAGGGAUGUAAAGUAAUUGCCUUCGCAGGAUCGAAAGAACGGUGUGACUGGGUUCGAGAGUUGGGCUUUGAUUGUGUCUUCAACGCUAACGCUGUCGGAAUCUCACCAGCUUUGCAGAGAGUUGCCUCCCAAGGCGUGGACUUCUAUUUUGAUAGUGUUGGGGCUUCAUUUACAAAAGAAGUUCUUGCGCAUGUCAACAGUCUGGGAACUAUUUGUGUUUGCGGAUACAUUAGCACUUAUGGGAAUCGCGAGUGUACAGAUCCCUACCAUCUUAUUUUCUCCAGAGAACGUCAAGUCUCUAGUACAUCAGUCAUGGACUACACAGCCAGAUUUGAAGAGGCGGAAAAGCAAUUGCUGGAUUGGAUCAAUAUGGGAAAACUUAAGUUCCGAGAACUGCUUUUCAAUGGCUUUGAAAAAUUGCCCGAGGCGUUGGCUGCAGUGUAUGACAUGAGAACUGUGGGUAAAGUUAUUGUCAAGUCUGCAGCAGCUCCCUCUCUGCUUACUAUGUUGGUAGAGUAUUAACAAACAAACAAAACCACAUUUGAACCAACUGAAAUAAACAUGCACUGCUUA